Sporothrix brasiliensis 5110 is the source of this 276-nucleotide messenger RNA. RefSeq lists its product as uncharacterized. The record is from RefSeq and is a predicted model, not a curated record. Bases 1 to 276 code for a protein of 91 amino acids. The transcript has 2 exons. Lineage: Eukaryota; Fungi; Ascomycota; Sordariomycetes; Ophiostomatales; Ophiostomataceae.
AUGGUCGCCUGGGUCGACCGCGGCGUGCCCCGCGGCGCCGACGGUCUCUGGCUAUCGACACAGCCGCCAGCUUGGCGACUGGCUCGACCCGGGCGUGAUGACGAGCUUCAACCAAGACUCCCUGGGGCUCCGUCAUCCACUGGCUGCACGAGAGCGUCGCCGCCCCACCCCGGGCGGCACCACUUUGAGAGCACGUGGAGCAACCUGACGGCGUGGCCGCCGCCGCCGAUCAGGGGACAAUUUGAUUCAGACGACGGGGAGGACACGAUUGUGUAG